GAUUAUCUUACAUGAGCGUUCACCAUGCUGAGCUCCGUUUUAUUUUAGCCAAUCUUACUGCCGUUUUGCUAUAUUUUCAGAUGUAAGAAAAUGUCCGAGCUUGCAGCUAGUGUAUCGUGUUCUCCGCAGUGUGCGGAAACAGACAGUAACAUAAAUACAGGUGACAUCAAUCCAGAAACAGUACAAAACACUAUUAGCAAUAACUCUCAGGUUGAAGAAGCAUUGCAAGAUGAUAGUGAUCCUCUUAAAGACCUGCUCACUGAUAAGUUUUGUCAUGUGUGUGAAGCAACUCUGCUUUAUGAGUCUCAGAGGGUUUCUCACUAUGAGGGUAAGAAACAUGCUCAGAGAGUCAAGCUCCACCUGCAGAACAAGAAUGCCGAAAGAAACAAACAAAGCGAGGAAUGCAAAGGAUCAUUGGGAGGUGUCUCUGCAAACCCCGACAAGUUCUGUGAGCUGUGUAACAUGGUGUUCAGCUCCCCCACUGUUGCCAAGUCUCACUAUGAGGGCAAAGUUCAUGCCAAGAAUGUGAGAAAAGCCACCACGAACGCUCCACCACAUGGAACUUCGACACCCGUUCUAGGAUCCUCAGCUCCUCCUGUCCGACCAGCAGAGGUCGCUGUACAGAAACAGACUAGUCAGGAGCCAAACGACACCUCUGGUUUGGGUGAACAGGAGGUCAACGUCGAUGACCCCAACAAGUACUGUGCGUUGUGCAAAGCUACCUUUAACAACCCUGUGGUUGCUCAGCAACAUUAUGGCGGGAGGAAGCAUCAGAGGAAUCAGACCCGACAACAGAUGAUGGAUGAGCUGGGGGAUCAGUCAGAGCAUGCAAGCGCCCUGACCUGCCCGAUAUGCUGCUUGACUUUCAGCUCAAUAGAGAUGUACCAGGCGCACAUGCAGGGAAAUAAACACAUUGUCAAAGAGAAGAAGGUAAAAGAGCUGUGCCAGUCUCAGAAGAAAGUGUACGACUCCUAUCAAGACGAGCUGGCAGACUACAUCCAGGUACAGAAGGCCCGGGGUCUGGAGCCCAAGGCCAGGCCGGGCACUGUGGGACAAACAAGCAAGAGUUUAAAUGAGGAUAUAAAUGAAAGCCCACAGCCUGAAGACAUGAUGCCUCAUCCUGCCCUGCUGCCACAGCGACCUCCAUUAGCCGGUUUCCCUCAGCCACACUGGCCUCCACAAUUUCCAUAUCCGGUCGAUCCUUUUGGCUUCAAGAUGAGAGGCCCUGUUCCGCACUGUCCGCCAGAAUACAUGCCCCACCCCUGUCCUCCCUUCAAACCCGGUAAAUUAUUGAAAAGAAGGCGGAGCCCUGACUCAUAUAGCUCCUCCUCUUCUUCAGACUCCUCCUCGUAUACCAGCAGUUGCAGUAGUAGUAGUGACAGUAGCAGCAGUUAUGAAAGAAGACGAAAAAGGAGACGGCAGAGGAAAAUGAGAAUGCAGGGGAAAAUGAGACACCAGGAGGAGGAGUGUGAUAUGGACAGGAGGGGAAGAGAGGAAGAAAAACCAGGGGAACGGAAGAUGAAGCAGAAGGGAGACAGGAAGGGAAGUGUAGAACGAGUGGAGGGCAGGAAAUGGAAGGCAGGAAGGAAAAAGCAGAGAAGCUCAAGUGAGGACGAACAAAGCAGGAGGAAAAGAAGACAGAGCAAGAAGAGUAGAAGACAUGGAGACCAUGCAAAGAGCCGAAAAGAGGAGGGGCUUAUGGUGAGAGGAGAGGAGGAAGUGACGAAUGAGGAAGCCCAGGGUGAAAUGAAUGAAAAUGUAGAUGAAAGGACAGACAUGAAGGAUGGUAAACAAAAGCAUAAAAAAGACAAGAAAGUUAAGGAGAAGGUGAAUCAGGACAACAGGACAGAAGAGGAAAGACUCUGGGACGAGACUAUUCUUGGUGUUUUUUAAAGGUUGAUGAUUUGACAGUAUUCUUCUAGUAAAACAGCACGGGACCUCAGAAGACGUGUGUACUGAAAUCUACUGAACUCUAACGCUGUAGAUGCUCUCACAAGGGAUCUUUCAUAUAGUAUUCUGUUAAACGCUCAAGACUGCCAAUUUAGGAUAUUUCUAGAGCUGCAAUUACAUUUCAUCCCAAAAUCAAAAGUCAAAUUAAACUAAGUGAAUAUUUUAAGGCAAAUGAGAAGCUUUUUACAGUUCCCUCCACAUUUUACAAUUCCCUCCACAAACACACACAAUUUCCAUUAUCAUAAUGUGGCAAAAAAUCUCAUUACUGUAACGUGUAAAUAGCAAAUCAUUUUUUUACACAAUAGUAGUAUUUAUUGUAGUGCCUUACAAAUACUGUAAUGCAUUGAGCGCUUUUCCACCAUCGCGCCGAACCGUUUUAAGCACAGUCAAACACACAAUGGUUCUAGUUAUGUUUUCGCGUGAGCCUGGUUCGACACGGCAUGAUUACAAACUGUUCUCGGCACGGUUGUCUAGCACGGAGUGGAACGAUUAAGCAAUGAGAACGAUUCGGCGCGAUGGUGGAAAAGCGCUCAUUGAUUUUAGAAUUUCAGAAUGAUGGAAGUUUCAAAAACGCUCAAAAUAAAACAACCAUAUGCAUUACGGUAAUGAGAAUUUGCCGGGUAGAUAAAAUAUAAAGAGGUCAACAAUGUUUCAUUUGUUUUUUUUAACUUGUUUUUGGGGUGCAAUGUGACUGGCACGUUUCACUUCAGUAACUUAUUUUUAUUCUUUGUGUAACAAAAAUGUAAUCGCAUACACACUACAUAACUGUAAAAUCAUUUGCACAAAUUAAUUAGUGAGCCAUCCACUUAUUUCACAGUGGAUGUAUGCUCAAGCUUGCUUUGUGCUCAGAUUAAAUGAAUCACUGUUUAUAAUAACAUAGAUGAAAUAUUUAUUGUUAAACUGUUCGUACAGUCUUUCAGCCUCAGGGUGGUGCUGAUCGGCUGAACUUUUGCUCUACGUGGUUCGUAAACUUCCAGCUAAUGCUGCCUGUGUGUGAGAGAAAUAGUUUGUUUGCAGGUUUUAACAGGUGCAAAAGUUAAAUGAGGACACAUGACUGCUGCUCUGUUGACCUCUUUCUUGCAUAGAGCUGUGUUGUUUUCUUUUGUUUUUUGAAGACUUGCUGUUAUCACAAUCAUGUAUUGAGCGAUUUCGUUGCUAGUCUCCAUUAAACACCCCUCCUUGUAUUUAUGAUUUUGAUGAACACUUUCUGACUUAAAACCUUGCUUCGAGGAACAUAUUGGAUGUAGGAAUCCAGUUUUUUUGUCGGUUCUCAUGUCCUAAAGUAUUUCACAUGUGUUGUUGUUGGAAAAAAAAUCACACAGCUCUGAAUCUUUAAGAAUUUUAAUGCCUGAACGACACUAGUGUUCAUAGUGGCUACUGUAUGUUGAAAAAGCCCCAUAAAAAUUGUAUACGAUAGUAGUCCAUACCGCUUGUGCAAAAUUCCAAUAUGCAAGUAAUUUAGUGACAAUAUCAAGCACAAAAACCAAAUCAGUUCAAUUCUUGAACCGUUUUAUUGAGGGUUUUCCUCCAAAGACCAUGCAAGUAGACUGGUUCAGACUCAAUUGCAACAUUUUCUAAAGUGCUUUUUUGUUCUUUCGUUUGACAUCACUAUAAAUUGUCUUUAGAGUUUCUCAAAAAUAACAGCCUUUUGAUUUUAGAAUAACAUCAGUCGAGUACAAUUUCACUUUGAGGAGACUCAUUCCUUGACUUAUGUACUUGUCGAACUCAAGGCCAUGAGCAUUUAUUUCACUUGCUUUCCUCCUCGCAGUGUUUUAUGCUGCACAUCUAUGUGAACUUUUUCUGAGCCUUUGUUACCACACAGUUGAAAGCCCUCCAUAGAGACGAGAUCAUCAAGUGACUGAAGCCCCCUGAGAUCUCCUGUUUUCAAAGAAUCGUGCGGUUCGACUCCAUGUGUCUCUGUCGUAUAGCCUCGACCUCCGAGGCAUGUGCGAGUCCCACAUCCUCUCCUCUUCACGACCCCUCUGCAUGUGCCCCAUCCAGUCCUCCUGAGACGAGAGCCAUUGUUUGAGGUGUUAAACGCGUAACUCCCACACAAACCCUCCUAAGAGCCCCACACACUUCAAAAACUUCAUUAUUUACUGAGGACUAUUAGGAAAAUUGAACUGUACAGCCUUUAUGAGUUUUAAAAUCGUUUGCUUUUAAAUAAACACAUUGAGGGGCAACUUGAGGCUGUAUUUGGUUGACUAAACAAGGCUACACAUUGACCAAAAAUUGUUGCUUGGAUGUAAUUUAGUAAACAUUGACCAAACUUUACUUAGAUGUAAGUUUGUGGGAACAUAUGUAGUGUUUUGCUCCACAUAAUGUGAAAUUGACUCUCAAUAACUUGAGUAUAAUGCUGUCAUGGAAGAAAUAUGAAAAAUAUAGUUGUAUUGGUU
Triplophysa rosa is the source of this 4346-nucleotide messenger RNA. It is a transcript of the gene zmat1, whose product is annotated as zinc finger matrin-type 1. The transcript has 7 exons. Lineage: Eukaryota; Metazoa; Chordata; Actinopteri; Cypriniformes; Nemacheilidae. Gene Ontology annotation, molecular function: zinc ion binding; nucleic acid binding. The record is from RefSeq and is a predicted model, not a curated record. Bases 91 to 1893 code for a protein of 600 amino acids.